This is a messenger RNA of Colletotrichum orchidophilum, 2076 nucleotides long. RefSeq lists its product as uncharacterized. NCBI's taxonomy places the organism in Eukaryota, Fungi, Ascomycota, Sordariomycetes, Glomerellales, Glomerellaceae. The coding region runs from base 1 to 2076 and encodes 691 amino acids. The record is from RefSeq and is a predicted model, not a curated record. The transcript has 7 exons. Gene Ontology annotation, molecular function: DNA binding; DNA-binding transcription factor activity, RNA polymerase II-specific; zinc ion binding. Gene Ontology annotation, biological process: regulation of DNA-templated transcription; DNA-templated transcription.
AUGCCGACGGAAAGCCCCAAGAAACCGCGCGCUAAGCACGCGUGUAGGGAGUGCAACUCGCGACGCAUCCGCUGCAAUGUCACUGAGCGCCACCCAUGUUCGAACUGCGAGACGGCACGGGUGAUUUGCGAAGUCAUUCCGUCGCGGAGAGGCCGGUACCUACGGAAAUCCAAGAGGCAGAAGCCGACGGAAGAGGCCGCAUCGGCGACUCCGGAGCCCGUAGCUGCCCCAGCCGCGUCGUCCGCUCUCACCGCUGAUGUCGCCGCGACGCUUGCUUCUAUGAGCACUGUCUCUCCGUCGCAUGGACUUCCGGGCUCUUCCGGCAUAUCGCAGACUCCCUUUCACGCCGAGACGCCGGCGUCGUGCCAUUCCUCGUCGGGAACUACGGGCAGCAGCCGAUUCUUCGGAGAGUCAAACUUCAUCACGCUUGUCCCUGGAGCAUCUGGGUCCGGAAGUGAAAUUACUGCUGGCGAUGGGGUGUUGAAGGGUCGCCUCACCUUUCCGGUACCGCAGACGCCCCAACCUCAAGAUCUGGCUACUUCGCCUGCCAUCACGAAUACCUUGAGCUCUGCAACAGAGCGUUAUCUUCGGGAUGAGGGAGCACUCAGCUUCCCCGACAUGCAGAGUUGUCUUCCGGCUUUACAUGCUUACUUCACAUGGUUCCAUCCCUGCUUUCCCAUCCUUGACCGCGCAGAUAUUGCGAGGCGCCUCGUGACGAUGGAUAUCUCGCCGCUGUUGCUGCAAGCCAUGCUUUUCAUCGGAUCGACGUAUUGUGAUGACGCAACAAUUCUCGGCAUGGGUUUCAAAGACCGAUCCGAAGCCAAGAGCCUGACAUAUUCUCGCGCGCGGGUUUUGUUCCAUGCUAAUUGGGAGAAGGAUGAAUUCACUCUCAUUCAGUCACUCUUUCUAUGCAGCUUCUGGCGGGGUGGACCAACAGAUUGGAGAGACGUAAGGUAUUGGCUCGGGGCCGUUUUAACCCUUGCCCAAACACAUGGCCUUCAUCGUUCAACCCGAUUCAUCACGAAGGAUCCUCAUUUCGCUCGGAUGAGACGAAGAGUGUGGUGGUCAAUCUACGUCCGAGAGCGGCAAGCAUCUGUAUCACUAGGACUACCUUGUCGGAUCCGCGAUGAGGAUUGUGACAUCGAGCCGCUUACUGCAGCUGAUCUAGAAGAUGAUGCUGACGGACAGCGAGCAACUGGUUUCGGUGCACCAAAAUCAGAGCAUAAAUAUUACGCUAUCAAGAUGAUCGACAUUGCUCGUCUUCUUGGGAGAAUCAUGGACACCCACUUCGCGCCCGGUCGAGGCCCACCAGCACCGACAGAAGUCCGUGAUUUGAAGCAGCAGCUCGAGGAGUGGAAGCAGGGUCUACCAGAAGACAUGCGUAGAGGUCCAGAUGAUGGGCAGUCUUCGGUCUUGACCUGCUUGAUCCACCUUGCCUACAACCACCUCCGUAUUCUGGUGCAUCGAAACGGAUGGCUGCGGAACAGGAAUCAAGAAGACAAAAGAGUAGCUCUCGCCGCUGCCUGCCGUAUCAGUCGCAUAGCCGAAGACAUGCUUGCGCAAAAGACGUUGCAGUAUGGCCAGAUGCACCUACUCACCAGCCUGUUCGCGGCUUUUUGUAUCCAUGCAAUCGACAUAAAGUCCGCAGAGGGUAUCAGUCGACGACUUGCCGAACAUAGAGCCCAGAUGUGUCUUCUCGGUCUCAAAGAGAUCCAGAAGUAUUGGCGUAUCAACAACAAUGUAUUGGACCUAUUCUUGCAGUACCUCGAUGAAUCUAUUGCCAAAAGACUCAACGGCGAUAGCGGCGAGUCUGUACCGACGAACGCGCUCCCCAACUCCACCGCGCGUCUCGGUCCCUUCAACGACGUAGGGACGAGCCCUCCGCAAACUCUACUCCAAGGUGCUCUCCAGCAAGCGAGGCCCGACGCCAUGGAAAAUCAAUACUUCAGUCUAAUGCGCACCAACUGGGACGGAGAGGAUGCUCUCGAGGAUCUCGGGCUGUUUCUGGAUCCCCAGCUGUAUGCCAAUGGGCCAAUGCAGGUAGAGGGCCUCAAUUUCCUCCAGCGGUGCCUGUGA